Messenger RNA from Daphnia magna, 2947 nucleotides. RefSeq lists its product as uncharacterized. The transcript is spliced from 9 exons. NCBI's taxonomy places the organism in Eukaryota, Metazoa, Arthropoda, Branchiopoda, Diplostraca, Daphniidae. The coding region runs from base 349 to 2613 and encodes 754 amino acids. The record is from RefSeq and is a predicted model, not a curated record.
UUCGUAAUUUUUUAAUUAUUAUUUUUAUACUGCUUUAUUUUUGGUUGUUUCUAAAAAUGUUAAAAAUUUUCUUUUGUUAUCCAUUUUUCUUUGCUUCCUGACUGAACGGAGAAAUCGGGCAACGUCUUGGUGUUACGACUUACACCUGACAUGUAAUUGGGACGUACAUUGCUUAACCCACGUUUUUCGAAUCCCUCGUUUAAAACGAUCAUAGGUUCUAGACUAAUUUGGUCCACCUAUUUCUAAGAAAGGCGUCGAUUUCAAUCAUUAAGGUUAUAUUUCACUAUUUUACUGCACUAAGCCACCAACGCGUGGCGUCACUAAGCUUUUGCCUUCGUUGGAAGGAAAAUGGUAAGCGUAAUCGGGAAAGAAAUGGUUCCCUACGAUGCUAGUCUCCACCGUGAUCAGUCGUCACAAAGCAGUUCCUCGUCAAUUGUUAUCGAUUCCAAUCCUCCAACUGAAGAAGAAAAUUCAAAUGCUGUUGCCAGGUUGAGUGACUUUAUCAAUUCUAGCGAUUCAGACCAUUCAUCACAAGAAGCACUAGCAAACAAAUCAAGAAAACUGGAUUUGCUAGAUAUAAUUGAAGAUAUCGAUGAAGUAGACCCUGAAUGUGUCAAGGAAAUCUUAGAGGACCACAAAAAGUUUCCACCCCAACACAGGCCCGGAGAUCCAGAAGAAAAUCCUGCCACUCGAGAGAAAUUGAAUUACUUCUUAAAGGUCCUUGAACUCAAGAUCGUAAAGUACAGUAAAUUGGCAAAUUGCAGAAUCCCUCAGUCCCUAAAAAACAUUCCCAUAGCUUUGAGCUAUGAAACAUUCAUAACUUUGUAUUGGCCUGGUGCCAUGAGCUGCUGCAAAAAGCUUUACAAGAGCUCACACAAAUAUAGUGCUCAUUACUACAAGCAGCAUGUACCACAGAUAACAAUUCCAUCACCGUCACUUAAUCUUGGUUGCAUCUCAGCUACGCCACCCGAAGACGACAUGAAUGAAACGGAAACAGUGAGCAAAACUUCUUCAACUUCCCAGUUGGCCACAGCUCAUUUGUAUUCGGACAAUAGCAGUGACAUAGUCUCCCUACCUGACGAGUUAGGCGAUAAAAGUCUUCCCGCUCAGGAAAGCGUCCCAAACUUCCGACAGGCAAUGACGUCACAAUCACUGACUAACCGACCCAGUUCAUCAAGCGAUUCUACCGGUCUAGCUGCCAGGAAACGCAAAACGCUAAGUCCGUCAAGUCGUCCUGGCCCUUUAAGUUACAAGCAGCCGAAACUAAAUCAAACAAUUGCUACGAUAGAUUCUUCAGUGGAGUCUGGAGAUGAAAGAAGUUCAAGUCGUCCUAAAAGAGCACGUAAAAGGUGCAGUAGUCAUGAUGCCUUUGGAAAUAAAAUUGAAGAAAAAAUGGGCGAAUUGGAACGUGAUCAAAUGAAAUAUGAACCGCAGCAUGAACCAGGUGCACCUGAAAACUUUAUUGCAACUUCCGAACGCCUUAAAUACUUUGCUGAAGUACUAGCCCUCAAGCUCGGCAAAUAUGGGCAUUUAAAUACUCCGCGGCAAGCUAGUUCCUCCACGCAUAUCCCGUUAGCACUCAGUUUGGCAGGGUUUGUGCAGUAUUAUUGGCCCGGAAAAGUCAUUUGUUGUGGGCUGGUGAGGGAAAAUUCACACGUGCUGGAGAAACACAUCAAUCGAUCUCAUCGUCCGCCAAAACCAGGUCCCUCCUUGGCUGUCGUCACAUCGCAGAUAGAUUCAUCGGUUUUUAACGAUACUGAAACAGACUCUACAGAUAUCCGUCAAACCAAAAUAACCAAUUUUCUAUGUCCUAAAGGUGCCAAAAGCGAAGUGUCGGAUAGACCAAGCUCCAAAAGCCCUCCCGGUUUUCAAGCGGACCAACACAAAUUCCCUCCGCAGCACAAGCCGGGAGAACCGGAAGAUUUUUUUGCGAAUCAAGAGAGUAUUGAUUAUUUCCUAGAAGUGUUGACAAUCAAAAGAGAAAAAUAUGCCAGUAUAGUCCCAAUCAAAGAGAAACCCCUGAGUAGCAAUUGGACAGAAUUUGUUCUGCACUAUUGGCCAGGAAUGAUGAACUGUUGUGGCCACAUUUUUACCUCAUGCAAAGAAUUUCAAGUACACUUUAACGCUUCACAUUUACCGCCGAAAAAGAUUCCUCGUCCGAAAGUUGUCGAUCCGUCAGCAGCCUUUCCUGGACCAGCAUUGAAACCUGAAGCAGUUUCUCAGUCGAUCCCAUCUGUGGCGACUUCACCUGUGUCAAGUCGGUCACCAUCUCAGGGCAAACAACGAUCCCGCGAACAAUUAGCCAUUGAGUCGGCUCCCUCUCGUAACGCGGAUUCGACUAGUCAGUUUCCGUCUAUCCCACUGACUCCCUCUCACCUUUUGAUGAUUAAUUCGAUCCAAGAAGAAGCCCGUAAAUUGCGAUCACAAACUGCACUAGGUGAUGACAGUGUCAGCCUUAUUGCCUCUACUCGAGCGCUUGUUGGAAUUGUCCAGUUCCAUAGCGAAUCGAAUUCGAGGGGCGAUGGAGGCCGAAGCCAUUCCUCACGCCAUCGAAUGCCUCGAGUACGUAUGGAGUGCAUCCAAAGCGGCCAUUCUUCGUUGGGAAGACCUUAAAGGCAGGUCUAGUCGCGAUACCUCCCUCAUUGCUGUUCAGUACGCCUAUGGAACACUUCCUGUCUUUACCAAUUGGGAGCAGAGCAAACACUUGGAAAUGUUGGAAAGCAUCGUUGUGCUUACUCUCAACACAGUCAAGAACUGGCAGCCUCCACCUUCCAGCCGUGAGUCGGCUUCAUUAUUUUUUAAUUGUUAUUAACAAACAAAUUGACUAUCCUACCGUCAUGAUUGAUACCAUAAAAUUAUCUUAAUUUUUGGUACGGUUUUAAGAAUCUGGACCUUAUAUAAUACGAGAACUUUUGACCUAAAUAAACUCCAAUAAUUCAUCUUUUCA